Microbotryum saponariae is the source of this 936-nucleotide messenger RNA. The record is from the annotation of a GenBank genome assembly. NCBI's taxonomy places the organism in Eukaryota, Fungi, Basidiomycota, Microbotryomycetes, Microbotryales, Microbotryaceae.
AUGGUUCACAUUCGUUUUCUCGCCCUCCUGUCCCUCUCGGCCUACGUCGCCGCGUCGUCGUUCGCCCCCAUCGGCUCCCGCAUUGAGUUGGCCGUCCACAAGGCUGCCCACGCUGACGCGCAUGCUAAGGACCCCAAGGCUCACCACCAUACCGCACCCGCAAAGCAUCACCACCACCAUGUCACCGUGCCCGAGAAGCAUCACGUUCGUUCCGAGGAGGCCGCCGUUGAGAAGCUUGCCUUGCCUCAGAAGGCCGUCAAGCACCACCACCACCACUCCAACAAGACUGAGCACCACCACCACAAGUCCAACAAGACCGAGGUUCACCACCACAAGAACGCAACCAAGAUCGAGCAUCACCACAAAAAUGCGACCAAGGUCGAAUACCACCACCACACUGAGGUUCACCACCACAAGAACGCAACCCAGGUCGAGCAUCACCACAAGAAUGCAACCCAGGUCGAGCAUCACCACAAGAAUGCGACCAAGGUCGAGCACCACCACCACAAGGAAUCGACCAAGAAUCACCACCACAAGGAGACAGCCAAGCCCCACCACCACAAGGAGACGGCUAAGGCUCAUCACUCCCACCACACAACCACGACGACCCAGCGUCACCUGAUGAUGGAGACCGAGCCGACCACCCAUCAGAACCACGUUCGCGUCAUCAUCGACGCGCACAAGCCCAUCGCGGCCAAGCCCAGACAGACCCACGCACCCAAGGUUAAGCAACGCCACCAUUCGAAGCACACCGACGCCAAAGGCACAAAAAAGGCGAUGCACAAGCACCACCACCACAAGGCGGCUCCUCAUGUUCCCGUUAUGUGAGUUUUUAGGCUAUUUUCCUGAUCAAAUCCGAGGGUUUAUGAACCUGACCCCUUUCGUCCUGACUCUUGAAUAUUGUACAGGGCACGCGUCGUUCGCCGCGAGGCGUAG